UAUCUGCUGACAGCCAGCUGUAUGCAAUUGGGCCCUGUCGUGAGGAUCGCACACUGACAUUUUCCCCCAGUACCUCUUCAAAGAGAGGAGCAGAACCAAUGUAACAGUACAAAUUCUUAUUGUCCAUUUGUUGAAAGAGUCGGGGAAACAUUUGGAUGACGUUUGCAAAACCAUGUUGCUUGCAUACGCGAUUUGACUAAUCCAUAACUCAAACAUCUCUAUUGUACACCAAUCCAUGGCAAGGUUGGAGACAACCUACACGACAACCUAUAACAAUGCGGAUCAAAUACAAGGGGGUUGGUACCACCUCGUUUCCUUCCUCCAUUCUUACACAAGACCAUUCUAAGCACAAUAGGUCCAUGACGUCUUUGGAGACAUUCAUUCAAUCCACAUGUCACGCAUACAUUACAGUACUAACCAGUAAAAGUGUAUUUUGUGUAUAAAGCUACAGUUUUGUUGUUUUAAGAUUCAGUUUUUAAUUAACAAACAUCAGUCGGAGAGCAAUGUUGGGUUCUGCUAUGGUCGUGUUUGUGGCUUUGUGUCUGGCCUCUGCGUUCGCAGAAGGAAACGUGGAAUGUCCAGACCCAGGGAUGCCGGUUGGAGGAAUGAGACAGGGCCCGUCUGUAUUUUCAACUGGAAGCAAAGUAUAUUUUGAGUGUCCCGACGGAUUUGAAAGGGUUGGUUCCCCCGUGUCUGUAUGCCAAAACAGUGGCGAUUGGUCUCUACCUGUACCAAGGUGCAUUGCUGAUUGUGAUUCACUAGAAGCUCCAGCUAACGGUGAUGUCUCCACUAAACAAGGCAAAUAUGGAAGUGUAGCUCACUUUCAAUGUAACCAUGGUUACAGCUUGGUAGGCGCUAGAGCAGUCACAUGUAUGGAUGGACAAUGGAACCACGAGACGCCAUCUUGUUUCGCUGAUUGCGAAGUAGGUGAAUCCCCAUCAAAUGCACAAACCAGUGGAAGUAGAGGUCAUGGUGACAUACAAUAUUUCAAGUGUCUGCAGGGCUACCAGUUGAUUGGACCAAGCAUGGUCACAUGUAAAAAUGGAGCUUGGAGUGAAGCUUACCCAAGUUGUCUGCAAGAUAUCAUGGUUUAAAUCGUAACUUUAAUAUGAAAACCGAUGUAGACCUAUAGGGCCUACUUGUAUCAUUCAAUAAUGUCCAUUCCAUACGGUUAUGACAACUUUUGUAAAAGCAACACCAACAAGACAAUCACUUUAUGUUGAUACUGUUUAUCAACAUUAUUUUAUUCUCAUCAUUUUAAAGACAUUGGACACUAGUAUAGACUGUGCAAGUCUCGCGCAUAUUUGAACUUCCGGAACUUUUGUGGUCCCAAACUUAUGGAGUUUUACGUUGGGGAGAUUUGUUUCGUCCAUUAUUUUAGUUUAACGUAAUUUAUGACCAUGAAAAUAACAUAUGUCAUUGCAAAUGUAAUACUAAUUAACAACAUAUAUACAAGUAAAAAUAAAUUCAACAAAAACACGAAGAAAAACCGAAAUUUAAACUUGACCUGAGGUCAGGUUACUUGAAAAAAAAAAUUGUGCUGGGUUCUAUUUCUAUGGUAGGCCUAGUUUCACAUUCGGGCGUAGAUUUACAAAAAGGGUUUUAAAACAUUUGAGAUCAAAUAAACAUCCUUGUCUCAGAGUCUAUACAUAAACUAUAACCGAUUUAUUGUAUAAUUAUUUGUUUUAAAAGCUAAUUUAAUGAACGUUUAAAUAAACGUUUUAAAAUAAUUACUCGCUUUAUGCAAAUGUUUAGUCUAGCGUCACUUUAUUUUGCGAAUAAUUAAUAUUUGAAAAAGUUUACUUCACGUCUGAUUUCUGCAGACUACAUUCCACCAUGACUUUAACUACGAACCAAAAAUACCCCCUUGCCAUUUUCCGAUACAGAGCAAUUACUUUUCAAGAAUAAUACUGCGGAUGAAUAGACAUCCGCCCGCCCCAGAAAGUAACAUCUGGAUACACAAAAAGUUGCAACAGGAAUAUUCAGCCCUGGGGGUGCACGAUGCACAAAGUGGAUCUAAAAAAAGCUAAAGUCAUAUGAAACACAGGGAAAGGAAAUGAAAGAGUAUUUCCCUUAACAAAACAAAUUCAGCUGGUCAACAUUUAUGUAACGAUACACCGCUCUCUAACGAAGGAUACGUGAUGAAUUUUAUAGACCGUACUUUAAUAUGCAGCAUCAGAGUCCAGAACACGAUCCGGGCAUAACAAACUAGAAUGCACUUCCUAAAUCAUGAGUAUUCUGUUACUCAGUUGAGCCCGUAUGUAUGGUGUGAGUCAAAAGAGGACGUCAUCAGACGUUUUGUCCCAAAACACGCCCCCCCCCCCUCAAGAAGACAACAUAAAAUGUUAUUGUCAGCUCACCAUAUUGUGACACUCAACAUUAUAAUGUCGCAAUAGUUGUGAGCUGUCAAUAGUUUUUUCUUUUUGUUAGGGAGGAGGGGGUGGGGACACCAAAACUUCAGACAAACCCUGAUGAAGGUCUGUUUUGAAAUAUGUAUACAAAAU
Asterias rubens (European starfish) is the source of this 2504-nucleotide messenger RNA. RefSeq names its product E-selectin-like. The record is from RefSeq and is a predicted model, not a curated record. NCBI's taxonomy places the organism in Eukaryota, Metazoa, Echinodermata, Asteroidea, Forcipulatida, Asteriidae. The coding region runs from base 504 to 1094 and encodes 196 amino acids. The transcript is spliced from 4 exons.